Messenger RNA from Suillus fuscotomentosus, 627 nucleotides. RefSeq lists its product as uncharacterized. The coding region runs from base 1 to 627 and encodes 208 amino acids. NCBI's taxonomy places the organism in Eukaryota, Fungi, Basidiomycota, Agaricomycetes, Boletales, Suillaceae. The record is from RefSeq and is a predicted model, not a curated record. The transcript has 5 exons.
AUGUCAUUCUUCACCCCCACCCCACCCCCACUCCCACAGGCGAUGAUGCCUCCUGUCCAACUGGACCCUCGGUUGCUUCGGUCUGGCAGUUAUAAUCAUCAUAUUUUUCCCGUGCUAUGCACCAAUUUUGUGGUGUAUGCUCUCCUGUGUUGUUUCAUUACGCUCUUCGGUAGAGCUUUAAAUCUGCAGCUAGAAUCUACGGAGGAUGACGGGGUACAUGGUGGAAUGUUGAUCCCUCUAGUCUUUUGUGGGACUUGGAUGAGACCUCCCCGAACUGAGGAAGACGGGAGUGUGGAUCAGUCUGAAUGGUCAAGUAUUCAGCCUGUGUCUGCAUCUUCGCCUGUCAGCUCUCAUGUUGCAUGUCAAUCCGCCCUUGCAGUUGGAAAAUCUGAAUCCACGAAUCUCCCCAAAGCUGUAAUGAUUGCCGUGAUGAUCCAGAUGCCUUCUCCCGUUUUCCAGUGUCGAAACGAUAGAAAGGGUCGUACAUACAACCCCGCUAGACCAGACAAUCCGUUGUCGGAGUAUCAGAUUGGCGUAGCACAGAUUCACCGCUCAGUCAUUGCACCAGGGUGGCGGGAGCGCCAGGGGUCCUGUCUCGUGAUCGGUCCUCGAUGGAUAGAGCUGUAG